Molecule: messenger RNA, 2164 nt
Organism: Acipenser ruthenus (sterlet)
Lineage: Eukaryota; Metazoa; Chordata; Actinopteri; Acipenseriformes; Acipenseridae
Product: interferon regulatory factor 1-like
Exons: 9
Coding region: 69-965 (298 amino acids)
Biological process (GO): immune system process; regulation of transcription by RNA polymerase II
Cellular component (GO): nucleus
Molecular function (GO): RNA polymerase II cis-regulatory region sequence-specific DNA binding; DNA-binding transcription factor activity, RNA polymerase II-specific
Source: RefSeq, a predicted model, not a curated record
AAGAAUCAGAGUUUGAUCACACUGUUAAAGGAAAUCGUCUUGGUGUACUCAGUAACAAGUGAUAAUAAAUGAAAACGACCAGACAAACGAAAAUGUAUCAAGGCCGUCUUCGCUUAAGACCAUGGCUGGAGGAACAGAUACGAUCUGACAAGUACCCAGGACUGGAGUGGGUAGAUGAGAAGUCAGGAAUGUUCCAGAUUCCAUGGAAGCAUGCAGCACGUCAGGGCUGGAACAUUGAGAAGGAUGCAAGCCUUUUCAGAAACUGGGCAAUGCACACAGGGAAAUACAAACCAGGCAUCGACAAUCCAGACCCCAAGACAUGGAAAGCCAACUUUAGAUGUGCUCUGAAUUCACUGCCGGAUGUGAAGGAACUUCACAACAAGAGUAUCAAGAAAGGAAACAAUGCCUUUAGGGUCUACUUAAUGCUGCCAUCCUUUAAAAUCCCCAAGAAGAGAAAAGUUGUGAAAGAAGAGAUGUACAGUGACGUGCAAACAGCACAAGACUGCUCAUCUUAUCCAUCAGACAUUCCCAGGACAGACAGCUACCACCCUCUCGAGGAAUUUAAUGUGGCCUUCUCUAAAUAUAUGGAUGCUGCAAACAUGCAAAGCAGAUAUAAUCCUGCUGCCUGCCACAACAUAAACAGCUACUGCCCGAUCCAAACAAUGAAAACCCAAUCCCCAGCCAACCAGAGCCUUUCUUACAGCUUCACAGACAAAGCCAAUAAAGGGAGUUCCUCCAUUCAAGAUGAGCACUCAGAUGCUGUACAGCAGAUAGUCGACCACCUGACAAAUAUGGAUCAAUGGAAUGAUUCGUAUGGCAACAGUAAAAAUUCCAGGUCCUUUGUCACUUCGCCAUGGUUAAGUUUUUUCAAUGAAGGGAUCGGACAGCCAGGACACUCAACACAAGCUGACUUCUCUAUGGGGAAUGAAGGACCGAAGCCUUUAUUUCCUGAUAAUUUAUGCUGACAUUCAACCAUGAUCUCCAGCAAGUGACACAAGAGAAGGGGCUGAAUGCGUUUAUACGGCAGAUAAUAGCGUAAUGUGGACAGCGAAUUUCAAGCCUGUGGAAUCAGGGAAAGUAACUUUGUACUGGAAUAUGGACUACCCUCCAACAAUAAUUGGGAAUUGUUUGCAUGAACCUGGCCAAACAGAGGUCAGAAAUAUCCAAACCAUAUUGGUGAAGACCAUUCACCAGCAUGAAACCAGAUCCCACUGCAGACACAGACACCUCCAUCAACUUUCAACAAUACCUGGGUUCAUCCCUGCAUCUUCUCACUGAUCCACAGUCGGUGUUCCUUGUCCCACUAAUGAGAGGCUUGUGUGCAGCUCCUUGGUAACCAAGUUCAUGAAUGAAUUUUCAUACAGACAGCUUCUUGAAACGAUGCAGCCUUGGCUCUCAUUUUGUUCCUCUCCAGUAUCCUCUUGCCUCUUCGGGUUAUUUUUGCCAUGCAGCACUGGAAGCAGAUAGUGUCGGUUUUCUUCCAUGAGGCCACAACAAACUACUGACUUUGGGAUUCCGGUUAGCUCAGCAAUCUCACAUAGAGACUAAUGCAGGACCCAAUGGUCAUUCCACAUUAUGAGUCAGCUUUGGUUUGGUCUGGGAGACAGUUCUAGGCUUCAGAAUCCAAUUAUGAAGGCUUCAUCAUAAUUAAAUAAGCAGUUAUUAAGAUAUAUGUAAAAACUGUGUGACAAGGGCAGGGUGCCUCCAUACACCCCCAGAUUCAUGUGGCAUAGCAGUCUAAUCAAUCUGAUCUACUUUUUAAUAAUAGUACAGCAAUUGUCAGAAUAAAUUGCUUUAGGAUAUAGCAUACACUGAUGAUAUCCAAACUUUAGACAUGUCACACUUGAUUUAUCUUGCAAUUCAACUGAAAACUGGAUUUGUGACAGAUUUGUGAAUACUGAACUGCGGAUUUGUCAUUCACCAAAUCAGUAGCCCAUUGCUUCCUCACUGAAAGGGGUUUUAAGUAAAGAACUCAAAAUGCGCUGUUAAGAAUGGAAUGAAAUAUUGAAUCUUUUGACGUCCAAUGUAACCAAAUGGUGAAGGGAGACAAAGCAAGGAAAUGCAUCUGUAUCUGAUUUCUCUCAGCAGUAUAUGUACUUGACCUUCAAUUAUAUAACAAAACCUUAAAUAAAUCUGCAUAUCUUAAACUGCGGUUGGGCUUAUC